AUGUUAGUUCGCGGGCUCAAGCGACUCUUCAUCCCCGUCGCGCUCUUCCUGCUGCUCGCCUUCGCGGUCGCCACCUACUUUGGCAGCGCCCGCUCAUGGUCGCUCGGAGACACCUUCAAGGGCUCGCUGCCCUUUGAUCGCGGCGGCGGCUGGCUGUCUACGCCCUCAUCUUCGUCUUCUUCUUCUCCGUCGUCGUCGUCGUCGUCGUCGUCGUCCGAUAUAUCAAAGACACACCAUGAGGUCUUCUCGCGGUCCACGCCGGACAAGAAGUUCUUUCGCAUCAAGUUCGGCGGGCUGCCAGCUACGAACCCCAGCAUCAUCCCCCAUCCGCAGCUCAAUGAUACCUGGGUGAUCGCGGCGCAGCACAUGAACCCGCGCGACCAGAUCAAGGACACUGUCUGGUUCACCGAGCUGGUGUGUAACGCCAUGUUCAAGCAGGGUGGCCAGCUCGAGUGUGUCGGCCCGCCGAUGAACAUGCCCAUCCCCGCGACUGUAGGAGACCGCAACAAGUGUACGGGCGACCUGGCCUUCUUUGCCCUUAACAUCGGGCCUCACGAUGCGCGAGUCUUCUACGGGCCGCGCUUCCCGCUGACCAUCUACGGCUCCAACUCGUUCUUCACCUGCUUUGGCCAGUGGAUGCAGGACUUCCGCAUGCUGAUGGACUGGGGGUACGAGCACUUCUUCCAGAACGAGUUCAGAGUGCCUACGGAGGUCCAGCGGCCGACGGCGUACGGUGCCAUCGAGAAGAACUGGUUCGUCUUCUGGGACAAGGACGGCCAGAUGUACGCUCACUACGACGUGGCUCCCAAGCGAGUCUUCGCCAAACUAGAGUAUACAGGCGCCGUAGGACCGAAUCUCGCGCCCGCCGUGGCUGCUCAGGACAGCCGCUGUCUGCAGCGGUACAUGCCUCGCCUCCCGCCAAAGCUCGAGUCCAUCCACCAGGCCACAAACUCCCUGGCCAUCACGCUCUGCCGCCGAGCGGACCCGAGCUGCAAGCCCAACGAGGAAAACACUUUUGUGCUGACCAUCUUCCAGCACAAGACCUUCUACCAAUUCCACAGCGUGUAUGAGCCCUACGCCAUGCUCUUCCGCCAGAGCGCCCCCUUCGAGCUGUACGGGAUAUCCUCGAAGCCCAUCUGGAUCCAUGGCCGCGGCAAGGCCGGCCAGGGCAAGAAACCGCCCGGCCUGACUCCCGAAGAGAUACAAGUUUGGAACCAGACGGAGAUGUUCUACAUCACCUCCAUAAGCUGGAAGAAGCACGGCCAGAAAUACCAUGGCUACCUUGAUGACGUGUUGUUCAUUGGCUUUGGCAUAGAAGACCAAGACACGGGGGGUAUAGAUGUACGAGCCAGUGAUUUACUAGAAGGUUUGGGACGAUGUUCCGUUGCAUGA
Nannizzia gypsea CBS 118893 is the source of this 1392-nucleotide messenger RNA. RefSeq lists its product as hypothetical. NCBI's taxonomy places the organism in Eukaryota, Fungi, Ascomycota, Eurotiomycetes, Onygenales, Arthrodermataceae. The record is from RefSeq and is a predicted model, not a curated record. The transcript has a single exon. Bases 1 to 1392 code for a protein of 463 amino acids.